This is a messenger RNA of Dentiscutata erythropus, 320 nucleotides long. The record is from the annotation of a GenBank genome assembly. Lineage: Eukaryota; Fungi; Glomeromycota; Glomeromycetes; Diversisporales; Gigasporaceae.
AAGCAAAAUAUGCAGAAUAUAUAGCUAUGCUUGAUCAAUUUAUCAGGCAUGUAUUUAUAAUAAAUGCUUGUGAAAGCUUCUCUGAAAACGACAAUGAACCUGUUCCAAUUAUGCUUGUUGGUAACAAAUGUGACAAAAUAACUGAACGUGAAGUUUCAAGAGAAGAAGAGAUGGAUAUGGCAAUAAGACUCAAGAUCAAUUUUAUCAAAAGUUCCGCAAGAAAAGCUGUGAAUGUGGAAAGGGCAUUUUAUGGUGUAGUUAAAAUGAUAAGACAGAAUAGAGAAGGGGUCAAGAUUCUACAAGAAGUAAAAAGAAAGUGA